Messenger RNA from Spodoptera exigua (beet armyworm), 1360 nucleotides. The record is from the annotation of a GenBank genome assembly. NCBI's taxonomy places the organism in Eukaryota, Metazoa, Arthropoda, Insecta, Lepidoptera, Noctuidae.
UUCGUUUUGUAAACUUGUCACAUUUGUGAUGCAUUCGUACUUUUUGUAAACAUAGAAACGUUUGUUUUGUUUGUAUGUUAAAAACUUGUUUAGGGAAAUUAUAAAAAUGUCCGAUAAUUUUAUACCUUUAAACCAAAGUACUCCAGUUCACAACCGAUGGCAACAGAAUAAUAGUCAAAACUCAAGAUAUAAGGGUCGUGGUGGUGGAAAUCGUGGAGGCCGCAACAAUAGCUGGACUAAUUCGCGAAAUAGCUUUGGAAACAAUUCUAGUAACACUAGUUAUAAUGCCAAUAACAGUCCACAACAAGAAAGGUUUAAUGUAGAAGCUUAUAUACAUCCGUCAAUGCUGCAAGAUCCCUGGGCUGAACUGCAAAGAGAAAUGGCUCAUAAUAAUAGUACUUAGGACUUAGUAUUAAAGUUUUCAAUACAUAGCUUAAGAAUAUUGUAAAUAAAAUCAGUGAAAAGUGUUUGUUAUGCUUGUUUCUUUGUCUGUAAGUAGACAUUUUUUGCUUUUAAAGUACUUUAGAACUGACAAUAUUAUAAUUUGAGAAAGACUUGUAUGUGUUUUCCAAAAAUAUAUUAGAUAUAGUGACUGGUUAUUAGUCUAGUCUAUUUAAGUUUUUAGUUUUGAUUCAAAUAUACAAGAAAUUGUACAUUGGGCAAUUGGGCAUUAGUAUAGCUAAUUGUACUAGGUAGUUGACACUUAAAAAUAUGAUUAAAAAAAAAGUACCUCCUUCUUUUUUUGAAGUCGGUUAAAAAUUGAUUCACAUCAGUUCUGCAUUUGUAAUUAAUUAUUUUAUUCAUAGGCAUAUAUCAUUUGUAACUAUUGUUUGUAAAAGUCGUUCAUACUAUAGAUAUCAAUAAUUGACAAUAUGGCAAGGUAUCAUCCUUUAUAAUAUUCAUUAUUCCACCAUUGAAACUACAUAUACACAAUAUUCUAUCAUCAUUACAUCUGCUACAAUAUGUCCACUGCUUAUUGCAGUGCCCUCCAGUAAGUAUGACUGCUAAAAAUUUAUUACUUAACUAGCUUCUGCCAUCACAUCACCUGACCAGCUUAUAAAAUAGCCUGUGCUAUUCCAUACUAUGGUCUAGUCUAAAGCCAUAUAGUUUGUAUGAAAGAGUUACAACCAUCCAUAUAAACAAUGUCUCGCAGUUGUAAUACUUGUAGUAAUUACUACUGUUGCAUUCAAGCAAUGUAGUGUUGUAAGAUAUGAGUAGUAAAAUAAAAUCAUCCAUAAGUAGGUACCUAAUAUAAAAGUAUUUAAGUGUUUUAAGUACUUAUAAUUAUAUCGAGACCAUCAAUGUAUCUCAGAAAUUUAAAUAUGAAACUGAAUUCAAUAAACAUGAAAAGUUAAUUAAA